Molecule: messenger RNA, 1535 nt
Organism: Echinops telfairi (small Madagascar hedgehog)
Lineage: Eukaryota; Metazoa; Chordata; Mammalia; Afrosoricida; Tenrecidae
Gene: PEX7
Product: peroxisomal biogenesis factor 7
Exons: 9
Coding region: 7-1026 (339 amino acids)
Biological process (GO): protein import into peroxisome matrix
Cellular component (GO): cytosol; peroxisomal matrix
Molecular function (GO): protein binding
Source: RefSeq, a predicted model, not a curated record
GGCGGCAUGAGCGCGGCGCGGACGCUGCGGGUGCCCGGCCGCCACGGCUACGCGGCCGAGUUCUCCCCGUACCUGCCGGCCCGCCUGGCCUGCGCCGCCGCCCAGCACUACGGCAUCGCGGGCUGUGGAACCCUGCUCAUUGUGGAUCAAACUGAAUCGGGGCUUAGGCUUUUUAGAAGCUUUGACUGGAAUGAUGGCCUGUUUGACGUCACGUGGAGUGAGAACAAUGAACAUGUCCUUGUCACCUGCAGCGGCGAUGGCUCGCUGCAGCUCUGGGACACCGCCAAAGCCACGGGGCCACUGCAGGUCUACAGAGAACACACCCAGGAGGUUUAUAGUGUCGACUGGAGCCAAACCAGAGGUGAACAGCUUGUGGUGUCUGGCUCAUGGGAUCAGACUGUCAAACUGUGGGAUCCAACUGUUGGGAAGUCACUGCACACUUUCAGAGGCCAUGAGAGUGUCAUUUACAGCACUAUCUGGUCUCCCCACAUCCCUGGUUGCUUUGUUUCAGCCUCAGGUAAGUACUUUGGUGUCCAGCAAAAGAGUUUCUCAAGAAUAACUCCUGGGUUCAUAGUAAGUAACUACUGGAGAAAUUUGUUUCCAGUAGGAAACUAUUGGCACUGCUUACAUUGGCACUUGCAAAGAUACCACAGUGUGCUCUUUUUCCUGAAUUGUUUUCAGAACUUGCUGGUGACCGGGGCCGUCGACUGCAGUUUGAGAGGCUGGGACUUGAGAAAUGUGCGCCAGCCCGUGUUUGAACUUCUUGGUCACAAGUACGCUAUUAGGAGAGUCAAAUUUUCCCCAUUCCAUGCCUCUGUGCUGGCCUCUUGCUCCUAUGACUUCACUGUAAGGUUCUGGAACUUUUCAAAGCCUGAUCCUCUCCUUGAAACAGUGGAACACCAUACCGAGUUUGCUUGUGGUUUAGAUUUAAGUCUUCACAGCCCCACUCAGGUGGCUGACUGUGCUUGGGAUGAAACGAUAAAGAUAUAUGACCCUGCCUGUCUCGCUGCUGCUCCUCCUCCAUGAGAGCCAAGGCCGGAACUGAAGAACUGCCCGGCAGGAAAUAAUUGCCUGUUGUUAACAGAGACCUUAUGAUUUUCUAUGCUAUUCAGAUUUAAAUUUGCAAAAAUGUAUCCUGGAAUCUGUUUUGAGGCAACUGAUGGAGACUUUGGUGUAUUAUUUAAGCCAUAUUUCCUAAAAUCUUAAGGAAUAAUUGAUGUUAUGGUACAUUUUAUAAUACCUACUAAAAUAUAACCUCUAUAUUGUAAAAUAGUUUAAAAUAUGGGCAAUUGUACAUUAUUUUGAUAGUGGUAUAUUUCAUUUUUAAUUAAGUCAUUUUUAAUGUAAAAUAUAAUCAAAUGUUACUGGCAGAGAAAAUAAACUGCAUUUCCUGAUUAUUUAUCAUUUUAUGACAUCCUCAAAAGAUUGUUUUCCCCCUAAUAUGUUACAAUAUAAUAAUAUAUAAACAUGCUGUGAUAUGUAACAUAAAUAUAUGUAUGGUUCAGCAUCAGGGCUUUAAUACAGAUUUGACUUAC